Penaeus vannamei (Pacific white shrimp) is the source of this 777-nucleotide messenger RNA. Lineage: Eukaryota; Metazoa; Arthropoda; Malacostraca; Decapoda; Penaeidae. The record is from RefSeq and is a predicted model, not a curated record.
AUGUGCAAAGUGAUGUUGGCAUUUGUACAAAUUUUUGAAGUUUAUAUUGAUGGAAUGACCUACGCUGUCCAUAUUGAUGCUUUCUGUGCCAAUGUCAGAAAUGUUGGCGUUAUGGCUAACCUGCUAAGCACUGUCUCUCCAAUUGCCUGCUACUUUCUCUAUGCCCAAGCUUGUUGUGACUUUUCAAAUUUACAGUCAUUUGUGAUGGCUCCUAUUAUGUAUUUUAUAGGAGCUGCCCUGCCUACGAGCUCAAAACAGGUUGUGGUGGUAUCAAUAGACCUGAAAUGGGAUGUAGACUUCUCCAGCAAAGUCAUCUCAGGCUUUGCCACUUUGACAGUGGAACGGAAGCAGGACGAAGCUCAGCACCUUAUUCUGGAUGCUCGUGACUUGAGCAUAAAAGCAGUGAGGGAUGAGGAGACAGGUCAGGUCCUGCAGUACACACUUGGUGACUCUCACCCGAACUUUGGAUCCGAAUUCAAGAUCAACCUGCCAUCAGACACCAAGAAAAAGUACAAGGUGCAGAUUGAGUAUGAAGUGUCCCCCAAAAGCUCUGCACUUCAGUGGUUAGAUCCAGAACAAACAGCAGGGAAAAAACAUCCAUAUCUCUUCUCACAGUGCCAGGCCAUACACUGCAGGUCUUUGGUGCCAUGUCAGGAUACACCAGCAGUAAAGGCAACAAUACACAGCAGAAGUGAAAGCCCCAAGCGAAUUGGUGGUCUUAUGAGUGCGCUACGAGAUGGCCACAAGGAGGAAGGAAAUGGGACUGUUUUCAGGUAG